CUUUUCAUAUAACUACGACGAGAUUUACGAAGACUUAAUGCUACUUGUAACAUUACAAUUUUAACUAUAUUUAUAAGAUAAAUUUAAGUAUUGUAAUCAAUUAUGAUUUUGUACUUUAUUUUCAAAAGAAAGUUUGUAGCUGCAUUUAUAUGUUUUUUUAUUAAAAAUGUGACUUCCAACAGAGUUUUGAAAAACAACAACAAAUUUACAUUUAUUAACAAAAAUUCAUCGGCUAUAUUUAUCAAUACAAACUGGAAUGAAAACAAUGAGGCGUUUUAUUUUAGACUGUCAAGUAGUGGAAAAGAUGGCAAUGUAUUGUCAGUUUAUGACAAACUCAGUGCACAAAGACUACAAAUUAAAAUAUCAAAUGGAAAAUUUAAUAUCAUUGUUGAAGAUCAACAUUAUAACAUUCCUGGUUUAACUGACUUUGUAAUAAAAAUAAGGAGAUGGUACAUUAUAAAGCUAUUUCAGUUAAAUACAGCUUUAAAAUUAGAACUUAACAACCAAACUGUAUUGAUUGCAAAUAAAAAAAAGAAGAUUUUUUCUAAAUGGGAGUCCAUACAUUUUGGCACAAAUGUUGUUGAAGACAUAUUCCAAGGUAACAGCUUCAUUGGCUGCAUUGACAUACCUCAAAGUGAAAGUCUGUUAUUUAAGGUAUCUAAUUUAAUACAAGAAGGUUGUGUAAAUGCUUGUUUAAUUCAAUCUUGUUAUAACGGAGGUAGAUGUAUCAACUAUUAUGAUCAUGUAGUUUGUGACUGUUUUGGAACCGGGUUCAAGGGAAUUGCAUGUGAAACUGAGCAUCCUACUAUAUAUUUUGAUGGUAAAAGCUAUGUGACAUUUAAAGGAAAUAAAAAUUUAGAAGGAGAAAUAAAAAUUCUCACGCAAUUUAAGACUAUGUCAGAAGGUGUAAUUUUAGCAACAAACUUUGAAAAAAGUAUAAUUAUAAUUGAAGUAUACAACGGAAACGUAUAUUGCAGAGGAAAUGCAGCAGGAGGUUCUGUCAGUGUAAAAGUUGGCAACUUUGUACUAGACGAACAAUGGCAUUAUUUAUCUCUAGUUAAACAUCCCCAGUAUAUUAAAAUUAAACUUGACAGACAAAUAUUUACUUUGUUAUCCAUUCAAAACCAAGACGAAAUUCAAUUUAAUAAAGAACAAGAAUACUUUUAUAUUGGUGGAGUUGGCAAUCCGCAAAAUAUGACGCAUUCAUUAAGCAAAAAAUAUUUUAAAGGAUGCCUGAAACAUAAUAUUUUUAAUUCACACGAUAAAAAUGUUAAAACAGUAUGGAGUGAUCUUGGAUAUCAAUUAUUUGACAACGUAACGCAAUGCUAACAAAACUAAAAUGUCCAUAAAAAUGAAAACCAUAAAUAGUAAAAAAUCUUUGAGUUAAUUUUAAAAACUUCUAUAUUGUUUAUAACAACGAGUCAUUAAUAAUAUAAAAGAAUUAUGUUAACACAAAGAUUUCUUAUCAUUUUCCGCUCUAAUGUUUCAAAAGUUUUUUCAUCGCUUUUUGCGUUAAAAAUAUUAAAGAUAAAAAAUAAAGGUAGUACUAUUUAGGUCUGUAAAUCAAGCCAAACGAGCCAAGCUUGCCAGGGCUUGACUCGGCUUGUUUACAUAUUAAGAGUGUUCAGGCUCGGCUCGAGCUUGUUUCGAACAUGAGAUUCUUUGUUCGAGCUCGGCUCGUUAAGGAUUAGUAUUGUUUGGGCUCGGCUCGUUUUACAUGUUGCUGGAGCUCGACUGGUUUAAAACUCGAAAUAAUUAUUGUAACCUGUUAGUUUAAAGCUCGUUUAGUAAGAAAAAAAAAUUUUCGUUAAAGGCUCGUCUGUAAAUAAUGCAAGUCCAAAUCAACAAACAACAUAAACAAU
Molecule: messenger RNA, 1862 nt
Organism: Hydra vulgaris (swiftwater hydra)
Lineage: Eukaryota; Metazoa; Cnidaria; Hydrozoa; Anthoathecata; Hydridae
Product: neurexin-1a
Source: RefSeq, a predicted model, not a curated record